Marchantia polymorpha subsp. ruderalis is the source of this 1973-nucleotide messenger RNA. Lineage: Eukaryota; Viridiplantae; Streptophyta; Marchantiopsida; Marchantiales; Marchantiaceae. The record is from the annotation of a GenBank genome assembly.
GUGUUACCGUGGGGAAGGCGUAGCGAAUGCCUUGCGUCCAGAGGCUGGCAGCAGACGUUAGCCGCCAAACUUUGGCGUCAGGUGAACGAGGAAAGUGUUCCACGAAGUCUUGGGAUUUCGCAGGCUGUCGAGAUCUGUCACCAGUCUCCCUCACGUUUGGUAUUGGGGCCUUGUCAUCGGCCGAUCCGCGGGAAAUCGUACGAAUUGCUCUCGCUGGCUGUGAAAUUGUGAGUCUCUACCGUUCCCUGCGAAUGUUGAUCUCUGCUGUUCGCUGGUUCGGCCAGAAAUACCGAAUUGUGGUGCUUUUUUAGGACCUUCAAUUGCAAGGGAAUUUUCUCCGGUCUGUUAGUCUACCCUGUCGGGGAACUGACUUGUCGGAAAGGAGCUGAGAGCUUUGCAGGCCUGGUCGAGUACAAAGUUCUAGCAGUAUAUUUUGGUGUUGUUCAAAUUUGUCUGCAGACGCUUUCGUGGAGCUGGUGGAUGCUGCAGCAAAGAUGUCACAGUUUGAAUUGUGGGGGAUGAAUUUCACUUGUAUGGUGGACCCGCUUAUGCUGUAUGAAAUACCUCCUAAGGAUUGCGUGCUGCCGUUGCUGUCGAAAAUUCUGGGCUACUGCAUAGUGGCUGCAUCCGGAAUCGUGAAGCUCCCGCAGAUCCUUAUAAUUAUGAAAAGUCGUAGUAUUAAGGGACUUAGCAAAACAUCUUUCGAGAUGGAGGUCGUUGGUUUUACAAUCGCUUUGUCGUAUUGUAUAUACAAGCGUAUUCCAUUUUCAGCAUACGGGGAACUGGUCUUUCUUCUUCUUCAAGGAAUAUUUCUCCUUUUGCUUAUCUACUAUCACUCAACAAAUUUGGGACCUGCGACCCUGGUGAAGACUGCAUUGUACUGUGCAUUAGCACCCACUCUUCUGGCUGGUAACGUGAGUGAAAACGUCAUGGAAACUCUAUAUGCUUCUCAACAUGCCAUUUUCUUCCUCUCCAGGAUACCUCAGAUCUACGACAACUUCGUUAACAAAAGUACUGGUCAACUAAGUUUCCUCACAAAUUUUAUGGUAUUUGGUGGCUGCAUCGUGAGGUUAUUCACGAGCAUUCAAGAGAAUGCUCCUAGUAGCAUGAUUCUUGGCAGCUGUCUUGGGCUUCUGACUAAUGGCACAGUCUUCACACAGCUGCUCAUGUACAGAGGGCAACAAGUGAAGGACAAGACAGCAUAAGUCUCAACGUGUUUGUGAAGAAUCUUAUUCCAUAUUCGAGCUGUGUUGAAAUCGAUACAUGUAAACGGCAAUUAUGGGCCUUCUGACUUGUAACACAUUUUCUGCAUCCGAAAUCUUUUGCUGGAAAUGUUGGGGCUACAUGCCUUCUUUUUACACUAGAACCUCUGUUCCAAGAAUCAAGGUCAAACAGCGUGCCUCCCAAAUAGCAUCGAUUUUACAAGUGAGCAAAUUUGUUGCUCGCUGUGGUUGAUCCAGUGUAUUUUGAAGGGUUGGAAGCUCUAACCCCCAAGUUAUAGCAAACAGGAAGAAACGCUGAAAUCGUAACCUUUACGCACUCCCGUCAUUGCUGUGGUAGUUGAAGGCUACUAAGUGCGAUUCAAAUCGCGAAGUCAGAGUGAAAAUGUUUGGUGUGGAAACAAAGCUUGUGUAAAAUGCGGUCUGCUCUUUUGAGAGCAGAUUCUUGUAACAAGGAUUUGGACUGUCCGAUAACGAUGAAGCAAAGCAUGGAUUCUACGAUGUUAGUCUUUCAUAACUACGUUAUCUUUUGUUUAUUGAGUUGCCGUUAUAACACGUAGACCAGUGGCAUUCGCAUUUCUUGCAGUCAACUGUUUUCCAUCCCCUGUCCACCGUUCUAGUCUCGUCGUCAAACUGUUAUUGGACUGGUGGAGACGGAUCCCUCAUCAGCGUUGGAUCAACUUGCCCUUUAUGUGGUCCAGGUAUCUGAGAUGGUGCAUGGCCGAGGUUUCUGUAUACACAACCAGGGUUGCC